CUCAUUGGCCCGCAGGACAUUUGACUUUGACACCCCUAGUCUAAGGGAUGUCUUGCCUUACCUUACCUUGUCUCUCUAUCACGUCUAUUUCUAUGUGCGGCUGCACCGUUGCCAUGGUGAGGACGACUGAAACUGGAGUUGAUACCUUGGCGUCACCAUUGCGCGUGUACAAAAUCCUCAACGGAUAAACGGAUAUAAACAGACAUUGAAGUUGAAAAGCUUCAGAUGUGUGAGGGACCUUCAUCAAUAUCUGGGCCAAUUCCCCCAGAUCCCUCUCUGUUUCCUCAAAAUUACCAACGUCCUGCCACAGCUCGUGGUCGUUUAGAAGGAAACCAUGGUGGGACUUUGGCUCUUCUCUCAGGGCCUCUUGCUCCAGACCACGUGUUGUAUCCGGGCAGCUACAGCGCCCGCACCCCGGCACAUCCUCCCCGUGUCAGGCCUAAUGCUACUCAUAUUCUAGAACGAGGACAAAGAGGGGUGAUAGGGCAACUACUCAAACUAGAUGGUGUUUCCGUUUCCCCUGUUCCUAAACAGAAGCAGAGAGUGCAUGAUUUUUGCAAAGAAAAUGUGCGUCGUCUUCGAGAAAUCCAGAGACGCUGCAAAGAGCAGGAGGCUGUGAGAGCACAGUCCCAUCCCGUCCCAGUCAAAGCUCUCUGGACGUCCUCCAAAUACGAGAACGUCCCAUCAAAGGUCGUGGUCCAGCUGCAGAUUUCUAGUCCAACCACUAAACCACAGUGUCAAAAUUAUCUGAAGGGCCACUCUUCUGCUCCACCAAGACCUCGCUCCAAAACGUCUUCUGCAGCGCUGCGGCGCUCUGCGUCCUGCAUUGAUACACGUGACCAGGAUUUGCAAUUACAGGUGGAAGGUCAGACCAUCGACUUCAUUAGACAUAAUGCUAAGACUGCAGCAAAAACGGUGCUGCGUCGGUCCCAGUCACUGACAAACCUCAGAAAUAUACCUGUUCCCAGUGCAGUCAAGGGACAGGUGCCUCAGUAUCUUGAGGAAAGGAAGGAACAAUGGCGAAGAGAGGAGGAGGAAAGGAGGAGGAACACACCUGAUCCUAGAACCCCAGCUGGUCACACGCUGAUGCCUGAAAGCGAGAGGCAGGAGACACUGAAAUCCCUCAAAGAGACCCAUCGCUCCCUGGUGGAUGAGCUGCUCUCUCUUCCUCUCAAAGCCGACAAUCUGAGUGUUCGCUCACGAAGAGCUCACCUUGACUGUAGGCUUUCUGAAAUCGAGGAGGCCAUUAAAAUAUUCUCAAGGGACAAAGUUUAUGUAAAAAUAGAUUCAUAACACACAGAGGAAGAGGAGGAGGGGGAGAGGGAAGGAAGAGGAAGAGAUAAGUGUUUUCUCUAGUUCAUAGAUGCAUUAUGAAAACACAACACUAAAGCUUGAAAUACAUGGUUUUAAAAAGUUUCAUUUUGUAAAACUGUAUUAAAAGGGUUGUAAUUAUAAACACAGAGUUUACUGAAUAUUGUUUAAUUUACAAAGGCAGAUGCUUUGUUUUUAAGGUCCUUCAAUAUUAGUCACAGAAAUGUGAUUAUUUGACCUGACAUUUUUAAUUGAAACUCGCCAUGUUUUUACAGUUUUUGUCAAUUUUGUGAAUUUUCAGAUCAGAAUUUAAAUUUGUAAUACUACAACCUCCAUAUCAUUCAGUCACAUGUGCACAUGUUAUAAAUGCUUUAGCACAUUCAUGCAAACAUUUCUCUACUAUUGUCUGCUGUUUCCUACAUAAUCAGUUGUUUAUGUUGAUCUAACUGUGUUACACUGGUUACCACCCCAUAACAUCUAGGCUUUAUCUAGAAUUGUACCAUAAUGUAAUAAUCCAUCAGGCAUUAUUUACUCUCUAUACUAUACUAUACUAGACUUUUUUGACACCUCAACAGUAAUGGCGCAUUUGAAAGAUGGUGCUAAAAUAAGCUUUUUGCACCAUGGAGGACCAAGGGGGAUACAGAGAGAAUUAUUUUUUAAUUUUAUUUUGUGCUAUGCAGUGCUGUAAAAAGACAUGCUUUUAAAUUCCUAUAUUGCAGUGGCAAAGUGCUAUACAUUGUUCAUAGAUCAACAAUUACAUACAUGUAAAUGUGAGUCCUGUGUGAGCUCUUGUUUUCAUUGACGCACACUGAGUUACUUUGUGCUGUUGAAAAUUAUAAAUGCUAUAUGGCAGAAAAAGUACAUUUUCAAUAAUGUUAUCAAACCAUAUUUACAUCAGAUCUUUAUCAUUCAGUACACUGACUCAAUGUUCAUUGGCAGAAGUACCCAUUAUGUGGAGCUAUUCAUACAUAUUAGAAUUAGAAUUUGCUCACACACCAAUUAGUGAUAGUGAUUUUGUCCUCUGUAUUUAAGUCAUCCUUAUGACACAAGCCAAGUGCAGGAGCAGUGGGCAGG
This is a messenger RNA of Solea solea (common sole), 2385 nucleotides long. It is a transcript of the gene enkd1, whose product is annotated as enkurin domain containing 1. The record is from RefSeq and is a predicted model, not a curated record. Gene Ontology annotation, cellular component: cytoplasmic microtubule. Lineage: Eukaryota; Metazoa; Chordata; Actinopteri; Pleuronectiformes; Soleidae. The transcript is spliced from 8 exons. Bases 226 to 1293 code for a protein of 355 amino acids.